AUGGUAAUCAAUCUCCAACAACUUCCCAGAUUCAGAUGCCUUCCAGCUUACUUGCCUGUAUUCCAGUUUACAUGCUAUAUAGAUAUGACUUAUCGCAAGAGGGUUAGACCUGCUGAAAUAGAUGGUACACGUGGUCCAGCUACCGCACAUACCUCAUCUUUGAGUGGAGAUGCAUCACUACCAACCAAGAAGCAUGUUACUCAACCACAAUCAUCUCAGGUUCCUACUACCGUUGUCAAAUUUGGACCAUUUUCUCCACAAGGUACCGUAAAAUCAGUGGUUGCACCUCCAUGUUCGAGUACUUCAAAAAGUGCACUGCAAACCGAUGACAUACUUGGAGCUAUAUGGAAAAAGCCACCUACUGGAUCAACAUCAAGUUCACUUAUGGAAGCAACUAGAGAUUCAGUUCAACCCAAGAUUUCAUCCAAGACUUCACCUGAAGUUCCAACUAGUAUCCCACCUUCUAACACAACCAAAUCACAGAAAUACCCUACAUCAAAAUCACAAAAAUAUCAUGCUACUUCCUCUGGUCGUGUCCCACCUAAUAUCUCGCCUGCUAGUCAUAUCUCACCUUAUAUGCCACCCAAUAUGACACCUAUUAUCCCACCUAGUCAUAUUAAAACAUCUUCAAGAGUUUCUCAGACCAAUCAACAGCAGAACAAUAGUGAAGAACCAAAAGAGAACUCAACAAAAUCGAAGUCCCUAAGGGUGAAGUCAUAUCCGGAUUGGCCUGUAACUAUAGAUUUUGAUGACAAGGAGGAGGUUUUGACCAUUGAUGCUAAGGGAAAUGUUAAACUGGUGAGUGGUUCUAUUCAAACCAUCGACCUCUGGAGUAACAAUGGCGUGCAGUACUAUGUUGAAUUCAAUGACCUUUACCAACCGCUUAGGAAAGGUGGACAAAUGUUGGUCAGAUUCAUUGGUAGUAUUGUAAAGGUAGAGACCUACUGUCCACUUGGAGAAGGGGAUUGGUCUGAUAUCGACAAAGAUUCAAAAGCUAAGAUGGUAGAAGAAAUAAGAGAACGCUUUGUUAUUCCCGCUCAUCCGGAAUAUAACAAACAAAUCCUCAAGCGCGCCAAUAAAAGUUGGAGGCAGUAUAAACACUCUCUUAAGGUGAGAUACUACAAACCAGAUGAGAAAACACUUGCUGAGAUGUGCGAUAUUGUGCCAAGACAUGGAAUUACCAGUACUCAAUGGAGAAAGUUGGUUAAGUACUGGGCUUCGGAUGAAGGGCAAAGAGCAUCAGAAUGUGGAAAAGCUGCACGGGCAUCUCAAAAUCAAUUUCAUAGAUCGGGUUCUGACAGCUAUGCGAACCAACAAGCUGAUUAUGAAGAUGAGCAUGGAAAAAAAAUGAGCUUAUUAGCCCUUUGGGUAAAGUCUCAUCGCGGCAAGGACGGGACCUUUCUUCCAGGCACAGUCACUGAAGAUUUUGUGGAUGAUGCAAAGGCUAAGAUGGAAACGUUGAGGACAGUAGAUCCUUCUAAAUCUGAACAAGAACUUGAAAAUGCAGCUUUUGAGGACACUAUGCAUGGAAUAAAGGGUAUGGGAAAGUUCGAGAGAGGACCGUGGUGA
Molecule: messenger RNA, 1569 nt
Organism: Spinacia oleracea (spinach)
Lineage: Eukaryota; Viridiplantae; Streptophyta; Magnoliopsida; Caryophyllales; Amaranthaceae
Exons: 9
Coding region: 1-1569 (522 amino acids)
Source: RefSeq, a predicted model, not a curated record